UUAUACUACAACGUUAACGAUUUAGGGAAUAUACACAGUGAAUAUAUAUCUACACGCCAGGAAGUAUACACAUUGAGUAUUGACAUAUCUGUCAUGGCAGCAGUACAGAAGAAGAGGGUAGUUGUUGUGGGAGGCGGAGUAGCAGGUGCCAGUGCUGCUAAGGCCUUGGAAAGCCACGCCGAUGUCACUCUUAUUGAUCCGAAAGAUUAUUUUGAGAUCCCAUGGGCGAGAUUGAGGUGUAUGGUGGAACCAAGCUUUGCUCAAAGGUCUCUGUUUCUCCAUAAGGAGUAUUUGAAGACUGCCAGGCUUAUAACAUCUACUGUAACAAGUGCGACAGAGGAGGUUGUGACCACUGCCUCAGGGGAACAAGUAGAGUAUGAUUAUCUGGUGCUUGCCACUGGAACUACUUAUGAUGGUCCUUCUACAAAAGCAGAGAAACUUAAACAAUUUGAAGAAGACAACAGGAAGAUUAAGGAUUCAAAAACAGUUCUGAUAAUUGGAGGAGGGCCCACUGGAGUGGAGUUGGCUGGAGAGAUAGCAGUAGAUUUUCCAGAGAAAAAAGUGAUCCUCAUUCAUUCUGGUUCCAGGCUUCUCGAGUUUGUGGGGGAAAAGGCUUCCAGAAAGGCUCUGUCCUGGCUUAAGUCUAAGAAAGUAGAAGUGCAUUUCAAUGAACGCAUUGAUUUGAAGAGCAUUUCUGAGACCACAACAAGCUUUACCACAAACAGUGGGAAGAUCAUCAAUGCAGAUUCCCAUUUUGUAUGCAUUGGCAAGAAAGUGGGCACAUCUUGGUUUAAGGAUUCAGCAUUUGCAGGUGCUGUAGAUGAACGUGGUUUAGUAAAGGUGGAUAGCUCUCUGCGUGUGGAGGGGCAGACUAAUGUUUUUGCUGCAGGGGAUAUCAUUAAUGUCAAGGAAUUGAAACAAGGAUUUUGUGCCCAAAAACAUGCACAAGUGAUUGCAGAGAACAUAAAGAAGCUCUCUAAAAACCCCAAGCAAGCAAAAUUGAGCACCUACAAAGCAAGUCCUGCCAUGGCCCUUGUGAGCUUGGGAAGAAACGUAGCAGUGGGACAAUUUCCAUUUGGAGCAUUUAGUGGCCGCCUUCCUGGCAUGAUAAAAUCUAAAGACUUGUUUGUUGGUCCUACACGCAAAGGCCUUGGCCUUAAAGCUUAGUUAUUCUUAAUGUCUUCUUGUAUUAUUAAGUAAUUGUUGUACUAGUAUUUGUAAGCAGGAAGAAAGUAGUCUUAAUCUGUCUACUUGUAUUGUUGAGUAGUUAUUGUACUACUAUGUCUGAGUAAGAACAUAGAGACAUAGUAGAGCAUAGCUUAAAAGAAAAGUUUUCCUGUCAGUGAAUCUUCAUUGAUUUGUUUUGUAGUAUGUCCUCCAAAACAAGGUCAGCUAUGUGCUAGAUUGUACACAUUGUUUUCUUCAUGAGUUCCCCCAAAAUGUUUGCUCUCUUCAUUCAAUGUUUAUGAUUGGACAAGCUAUAUGAUAUUUCAUCAUAUCUUGUCAAAAAUUCAAGUGUAAUAAAAAAUUUCUUUAAUUCUAAGAGAAGUGAUGGUUUUCUAUUA
Cryptomeria japonica (Japanese cedar) is the source of this 1565-nucleotide messenger RNA. RefSeq lists its product as uncharacterized. Gene Ontology annotation, cellular component: cytoplasm. NCBI's taxonomy places the organism in Eukaryota, Viridiplantae, Streptophyta, Pinopsida, Cupressales, Cupressaceae. The transcript is spliced from 4 exons. Gene Ontology annotation, molecular function: flavin adenine dinucleotide binding; electron-transferring-flavoprotein dehydrogenase activity. The record is from RefSeq and is a predicted model, not a curated record. Bases 94 to 1167 code for a protein of 357 amino acids.